Molecule: messenger RNA, 2040 nt
Organism: Puntigrus tetrazona (Sumatra barb)
Lineage: Eukaryota; Metazoa; Chordata; Actinopteri; Cypriniformes; Cyprinidae
Gene: cd68
Product: CD68 molecule
Exons: 6
Coding region: 124-1035 (303 amino acids)
Cellular component (GO): membrane
Source: RefSeq, a predicted model, not a curated record
AUCAGUGGUUUCGUUUCAGGCGAAUAAGUGCAGUGCGUUUCAGCGACAGAUACCUCCGCAGCUCUACAGCUCCAGCGAGUUUUUUUUUGUGUGUGUGUCGGGCACAUCAGAAUAAAUGCGAAAAUGAAAUACGGAUUAUUAUCGAUCGCGUUCGUCAUUGCUGCAACAGCUCUCACCUCAGGUGAUUGUAGUUCAGUUUAUGCGUCCGCCAGUGCAACCCCAACAUCUGCUCCCAGUAUAAACACAACUACUCCCAGUCUGAACACAACUACUCCCAGUCUGAACACAACUACUCCCAGUCUGAACACGACGACUCACAACCCGAACACGACGACCCACAACCCGAACACGACGACCCACAACCCGAACACGACGACCCACAACCCGAACACGACGACCUCUGCACCUACUACUACACCGGUACCUUCGCCAACAUCAGCCACCAACCUGACAAUGGGGAAAUACAAUGUUAGCGAUGAUAAAGGCAUAUGCAUUAUGCUUGACACGGCAAUCGCGAUCCGUGUAAGCAACAGCCAGGUUAAUGGCACGUACAUUGUUCAGCCGAGCAAAACUCAUGCCACCGGAGAAUGUUUACCGGAUGUGUCCAUCUUUCUCCAUUUUGACGAAGGUGAUAUUACCUUCAGAUUUAAGAAAAAUGAGUCAACGAAAAAGGUCUAUGUCGAUUAUGUUCAAUACGAUUUAACUUACGCUUUCACGCCAAACGUGUUAAGCAAUUUCACAGGGCUGAACAGGUCUCUUCAGUUGUUUUCUGUGGAUGUGGGUCACUCUUACUCCUGUAAGGAUGAGACAGUGGACAUGGGGAACGGUGUGAGUCUGGAUCUGACCCAGUUCAGAAUUCAGGCCUUAGAAAUUAAAAACAACGUAUUCGGACCGCCUGAUCUAUGCAAGGCGGAUCAACCUGACUACCGCGUUCCCAUCGCCGUGGGCAUAAUCCUCAUCAUCCUCAUCAUCAUUGUAGUCGUCGCUUACCUCAUCAGCAGAAAACGGAGGACCGAUGGGUACCAGACACUAUAGAGGCAUAUAAGUGGGGAUCUACGAGAACACCAGCAAUUCCAGUUUACAGGAAUCUUAAUGCUGUUAUGCAUGUUUUAAGUGAAUGUUACUUAUGUAUGAUAAACAUGGAUGGCCUAGGAUCUGUCCUAACAUUGUUACUAUGCAGGGACAAUAUGCCACAUCCUAACGCAAAGUUGCCAUCACAAUUUCUAGAUCACUAUAAGAUCAUAAUAGAAUCAGACAAACAACUGGAUUAUUACAUGCCUUAUUUGGCUUGCAUUCGUAUACUAAUGACCAAAGAACCUAACCUAAUACUGACAUUACAGAAAGAUACUGUUGAUCCGUCUUAAUUGUAAGUGCGCUUUUCUAAGUGCCCUUCACGUCUAAUGCAUUUUCUGUGAUAUAGGCUGAUAAGCCGUUGUUAAUCUGAAAUGUACAGUGCUUCAUUCUUUCCUAAGGGGCCUUAAAACCUAUAAAAGGGUAUUCAGUUGCUUACAUUGUGUAAUUAAUAAUAGAAAGGAUUUUAAAUGCAGUUGCAUCCUAGUAUUCGUUCUGUUGUGCAUUUUUUUCUUUUUUUUUUACAUGAAGUUUACCUGAGUUUUAAUGUACCUUAUUGUGAUCUGAAGCUGCAUUUAUGCACUGAAUAUUAGGAGCAAUGUGUAAUUUUGGUUACAAAUAAAAAAAAAAAAAAAAAUGUUCAAAAGUCAGCGAUUGUUUUACAUUUAAUAUGCAGCAUUAAAGAGAACACAUAGUAAACACGGCAUUAUCAUGGGGACAUGUUUAAAUUAGGUUCUGCUUAGUUUCACCUUGCACAGUGCUGUUGUGUUACUUGGAAAGCAGUUCACCUGCAUUAAAUAAAUUACCUUUUUGUUUUGCAUGACUCCUGAUAAGAGAAGCACUAUUUUAUGUCGGUGUUACAAACGAUGCAAAAGCACAAUAGCAAAGGAUUUUAGAAGUCACUUUUUAAUUGAUUUCACCUAUCAAUAAAUAAAUGUGAAAUGUAUCAGUAAACACAUUUUUAAGCCA